Messenger RNA from Drosophila innubila, 912 nucleotides. RefSeq lists its product as uncharacterized. Lineage: Eukaryota; Metazoa; Arthropoda; Insecta; Diptera; Drosophilidae. The coding region runs from base 2 to 832 and encodes 276 amino acids. The record is from RefSeq and is a predicted model, not a curated record. The transcript has 2 exons.
CAUGACACGAAAGUUCGGCGGCUCGAUUCCCAUGCGUAUUUACGAAUGCCUGAGUGACUUUAGCAUGCUGCGUUGCACGAAGCUUUUUGUGUUGCAGAAGUUGGAGGAACGCAAACAGUUGCCACAGACUGGCAAUCUGACCAAGGACUUUAUGGAUCAAUUUUUCGGCGAGGAAACGCAGUUGGGCAGCCUUAUAGGAGAGAGGUAUCAGCGAAUGUCGGAAAAGGAAUUAAAUCAACGACUAGUGCAGAAUUUUCAACGCUUUUUCAAGCAUCGCGAUAUUAAACUGCACUUUCUGCCUGGCAUGCUGGUCAAGAUUGUGCCCAGUAAGGAGAACAAGCUUAAGUUUACGCUGAAGAAGGCCAUUAAAUCCCGCAUGGGUCGAGCUCGGCGACGCGACACUGAAGAGAUGCAGCUGAAUCUAAUGAAUAUACCGUCCAUGACUGGAGCUGUCGGUGGCACCAGCGCCAGCGUCGAGACAUACGAACCAGAGGCCGAGGGUGACUCCAAGCAACAGGGAUUAGGAGCAGGUUUACAUGGCGGAGAGGGCGGCGGCGGCGGCGGACUGCUGAAUAAACGUAAAAAAAAGCAAUCCUAUAAAACAACAAUGCUGCAAGUGGCAGUGCCCAUAUUAGUCCUGCCCAUUAUCCUGCUGGGCAGUAUCUUACCGUUUGUGUUGCCCACCCUCAAAAUGGCCACCAUCUUAUCGCUUUUCAUGAACAAUGGCGCCUUCUUAGCUGCCAUGCUCUAUGCCUACGCCUCUGCCUCCGCCUCCAGCGCAGCCAACCAGCCUCAGCACAUCAACUAUGGCUAUACCGACGGCUUUCAUUGACCCAAACCACAUUGAUUUACAAAUAUUGUAUGAAUCAAUUGCUUUCCCUAAUAAAUGCUGUCUCUUGUUCUAUGACUUUA